This is a messenger RNA of Drosophila eugracilis, 1467 nucleotides long. RefSeq names its product probable cytochrome P450 313a5 (gene Cyp313a5). Gene Ontology annotation, molecular function: monooxygenase activity; iron ion binding; oxidoreductase activity, acting on paired donors, with incorporation or reduction of molecular oxygen. The record is from RefSeq and is a predicted model, not a curated record. Lineage: Eukaryota; Metazoa; Arthropoda; Insecta; Diptera; Drosophilidae. The transcript is spliced from 7 exons.
AUGCUGACUUGUCAAUUUCUUAAGGGCUUGGCUUUACUUUUGUGGAUAUAUUUCUUAUGGAGUCGACGUAGGUUCUAUCUUAUGAUGAUGAAGGUGCCCGGGCCAAUGGGGCUUCCUUUUAUUGGACUUGCCGCUGAUUACAUUCUCCUAAAACGUAAUAUAGGAACACGAACUUUGUUUUUCGAGAGGUUCGGAAAAACUGGAAUGACUUGGAUUGGAUUAACCCCAGUUUUGGUAACCUGUGAGCCAAAGAUCCUUGAGGACAUUUUAAUGUCUCCCCAUUGCACCAAUAGAAGCUCGGUUGUGGAUAAAGCCAUCUCAUCCUGCCUGGGUUUGGGGCUUUUGACUUUAAAGGAUCCACAUUGGCAAGAACGACGGAAACUUCUGGCUCCAUCAUUUAAGAAUAAUGCUAUUCUAAGUUUCGUUCCUAUUUUGAACCAUGAAUCGAAUUCCCUGGUGACUUUACUUCGUAGCUUUGUUGGUCAAGGGGAGAAAAACUUGCUGCCAGAGCUUAGUACUUGGUCAUUUAAAAUAGCAGCUCAGAUAACAAUGGGAAGUGAUGUUAGGAAAGAAGCUAACUACAACAACGGCAAUCUGUUGAGGAACUACAAGGCCCUUAAUGGCCUGAUACCUCUAGGAGUAGUGAUGCCUUGGCUCAGGAACAAGCAUAUUGGAAAGCUGAGUUGGUAUGAGAGCAAAAGACUCUAGGCCACAUCCCAGGCAUACGCCGUUAUCAAAGACAUUAUUGACAAAAAGCUAAAUGGCAAUGUAGAAGAUAGCACGGAACCAGCCUUAAUCGAUCGUAUUCUUGAUCUUGUUAGGAAUGGCAGCCUUUCUUAUGACGACGUAAUGGGAGAAUUUUCAAAUAUAAUCUUUGCUGCUUCGGAUACUUUAUCCAUAACGGCCAAUAAUGUCCUUAUUCUCCUAGCAAUGUUCCCAAAAAUCCAGGAUAAAGUUUAUGAGGAGCUUAAAGAAGUGUUUGCCACAGAAGGAGAAUUUGAAGUCAGCAAUGAUGACUUGGAGAAAUUGGUGUACUUGGAUCAGGUGUUGCAUGAAACGUUGCGCUUGAUACCUGCAGUUCCCCUCUUGAUAAGGCAAACAGACCAGGAUAUUGAGCUUUCGAAUGGAUAUCACAUUCCCAAAGGUGUAACCCUGAUGUUGGAUGUUUUUCACACUCAUCGCAAUAAGGAUGUCUGGGGACCACGGGCUAAUGACUUUAAUCCCGCCAACUUUCUGCCUGAAAGUAAGAGAGAGCGGCAUCCCUAUGCAUAUUUGCCUUUUUCCAAGGGAAAGAAAACUUGUUUAGCUUGGAAGCUUUCAUUGAUGUCUGCAAAGCUGACUCUGGCUAAAAUAUUACGAAACUAUAAGCUGAGUACCAAGUUUCUUUAUGAAGACCUUCAAUUCAUGGACAACACUACUAUUAAGAUUUCUAACCAACCAAUGAUAGAAAUUCAACUUAGGAACUAA